This is a messenger RNA of Necator americanus (New World hookworm), 3762 nucleotides long. RefSeq lists its product as uncharacterized. Gene Ontology annotation, cellular component: endosome. Bases 1 to 3762 code for a protein of 1253 amino acids. Gene Ontology annotation, biological process: endocytic recycling. The record is from RefSeq and is a predicted model, not a curated record. Lineage: Eukaryota; Metazoa; Nematoda; Chromadorea; Rhabditida; Ancylostomatidae. The transcript is spliced from 29 exons.
AUGGAAGAAGGUACGCAGUCGUUAUGGAAGUUUCGAUUUCCGCCAAAAAAGAGGACCAACUUGGCUGAUACGUUUGUUCCUGCUUUUCGACAUCCGCUGCUCUCUCCUUCGCUCUUCUUGCAAAAAGAGCCACCAAAACAGUCUCAGGAGGAACCAAGAUAUGAUUUUGUAGAUCCUUUAGGCGCAACAGUUGAGGAGGACCUUGGCGCUAAUGUCACUCGUCUUGAUCUGGAUGCUUUGGAGGACAUUUCACCAAAGAAGGACCAUAUUCUGGUUAACACUUUGGAGACUAAGAAUAAGGAUGGACCAGUGAGAGAUGUUGAGCUGCCGGAUUUUGAGCCAUGGCGUUCCAAACGUGCGCAGAUCCUAAGUGAACAUGAAACUUCUGAAAAGACAGGCGCAUAUUCCAGUUUUGGUUCCUCAUCCCCGGCUAAGUUCUCGAUGAGCAGCAAAACACGCCAUAGAUUAGAAGUGUUAGAAGACAUGUCUGGGUUGCGGAAGUUGUCGGAUAUCUCUCAAAAUGAAUUCGUUGCACAUGUCAAUGAGCUUCGAGAACAAUUUCUUACAGCUUGGGAGGACAACAAAAGAAUAGAGUCCGUACGGAUCAUGACUGAACUUUCACGUCUCUUGUCCGCUCCUACAGCACCGUAUUUCUUCCCUGUUCAGUGGGUUCUUGUCACUGAUAUUUUGGAUUUGUUCGGGAAGCUUGUUUAUGAGCGACUAUUAUUCAAGGCGAAUGAGGAAAGGCAAGCAGCCGGUUAUUCUGCUUUGUCGAACAACUUUGUGUCUAGUGAUAUAUUGCCUGAUACUGCAGAAGUCGCGCAGAAUUGGUUUUGCAAAAUUGCAGACAUCAAGGAAGCUGUCCCACGAUUUUACGUGGAAACCACGCUGAUCGGCUGUCUGCGCUUUAUUGAUAGUGGGACGAUGCGCGUUCAUCUUCUUCGUAUGGCUACAAUGGUGGAAUUGUUCUCCCAUCCCUUGUCGGCUGCAUAUGCCCGCGCCUACAUAUGUAAAAUAGCAAUGCUCAUGGAACCAACUGAUCGGGGACCACACUGGAAAGCUCUGAACGACUGGAUGCAGGCUUCAAACCAGCCAAUCGAGCAUGUUGCUCCAGCUCUUGAGUGGGUCGUUCAGUGUGUAUCUUAUGGAGCUGCAACGAUGGAAGAUCUAGGACCCCUGUGGGAGUAUUGUAGGCAGUCAGAGCCACGAGGCCUGCUACUACAUGCCUUUGUGUUGUCAAUUCCACUCAAAUACUUGCUCAAUCAUUGCCUGGAAGUGUGCAAAAUUAUAGUUUCGCAAGGACGUCCUGCUGCAGAUUUCGAAGUAUUUGGUAAUCGUUUGCUAAUGGGAGAAAUUCCUGAGGAAGUACCUCCCCAAAUUUUAAGUUUGGUAUUGCCCUACAUUCCCCGUUUUGAAGGAGGAGAUUUCAUGAGAUGUUGUGUAGUUUGGAGCAAGUUCAUUAGCAGGUAUUUCUCGGUAAAGGAACUAUCAGACCUGUGUGAACUAACCUUGCAGAAGAUAAAGAAAGUUCGGAACCCUUGUGAACAUUUUGCCGCGAUAUCUGGAGUGGUUGAAAAUGUAAUGGAAUGUCACAGCGAAGACUUACCUAUUGUACUUAAAAUGAAGCCCUUUAUCGAUAUUCUCGACUAUGUGAGGGAUGAACCAUUUGGAUCGAAAUGCGCAAGAGCUGUCCUCACAGCUACUAUACAGACAUUCCAAGUGGGUAGCGUAGACGACCUCGUAAUUGUGGAUAGGAUCGUUGAACAGUGCAGCCGUCUUUGUCUUUCGAUUCGUCCGGAUUCGAUACAAGAUGAUAUACGAGUAGUUGGUCGUAUAGUCUCGUCUGCGCUUGAUCGACCGACGAUGUCAGAAGAUCCAGAAAGAUACCUUGCGUUUCUUGUUCGUGCUCGCUCGUUGCUCUAUCAAAAUGACGACAUAAUGGCUCAUAUUUUAACGUUAAUGGUAUCGUUUGCCCUCCAGUUCUACAGAAACCGUCCAGCGUCAAUCAAAAAAGCUAACUUCAUGAGAGCUCUAAUAGCGAAUUUGUUCAUAACCAUUCCUUCAAUCGGCGAUCCUGUUGUGCGGCUUCACUUUUCGUUUCAGACAAUUCAUUUGAGCCUGCUAGCAAACUCUCGACCACAGACAGAUGCCAUUCUCCGUUAUUCCCUUCAAGUCAUGGAAGAUCUAGACGUUUCAUCUGCGCAGUGUUUGUCAUUGUAUUCACAAUUCCUCGCUCUUCUAGUAUUUAUACCCGAUCAGUCCAAUGAUCGAAUUUUGGACAUGUUCAACAUCUUUGUUGAGAUCAUUCAGAGGAAAAAGAUGCCACCGAAUUCUGAAGGUUUCUCAGGCGACGUGUGGAUGCUCUGUUUGCGUUACCUCUGGGCGGCGUCUCAACAAGAAUUCUCCGUAAAAUUCAUGAAUGUGCAGUCAAAUGACGUCUUUUACGGAUCAAGUGAAGAGUACAGUACUGCGGUGUUGGAAAAAGUGGAUUUCGUCAUGCAACAACUGCUCUCACUAAUCGAGAUACAAUCAACUGGCAUACCUACUGUAGCCCUCCAACUGCUCGAGUUCGCCGUUAUGAGGCUUGAGAUUAAAGGACCGGUUGUGAAACUGGUAUCGAAUUUGCUGAAACGCUGCGCAAAAAGUGGCUUAUUCGAAACACGUGUUAGGUGUAUCAUUGAUGAUUUGACAAAGUUAUCAGAGACGAAUGAAGAGUUAACCAUUAUCGAAAUGUUCAGCGAUGAUGAAGAUUUCAACAACGAGUUUUCGGACGUAGACGAUGCCUCGCCGUCAAAUGAAAAACUGUCGCCAGAUGCGAAAUUCCAUGAAUUGAUGUUGAAACAUGCAGAACUUGAGAAAAGAAUGAAAGAUGUGGACGAGUUGGCCCGACAGGUUAAAUUUGCAAUGGAACUACGAAAAGGAAUGGCUGACUGCUACUCGAAUCGAGUGGCAAAGUUUCCGAUAGAGACGGACUUAGAGUUGCGAUAUCUGGCCUCGGGAUCUUUGCUACUUCUAUUCUCGUUACGAAAUAGAACUUCAUCGGAUCUCGUAGGCUGGUCAUUUUCUGCCAGCUUUUCACCAGUAACGUCUGACGCGCUGAGUAUGGGCUCGUUUUCGCAAAGCAUCACGUUGGGAAACCUCGCACCUGAGGAACAGUUUUCGUCAGAGCUAUUCGUCCCUCAACAACAUCUUCGAUUGCCAUUGAUUGUUCGUCUACAUCUUGCAAAGUCUUUCAAUAUUGCUGGAGAACAGAAACACAUUAUGAUUGAAUUAGAUAGCGGGUAUCUGUCGCUGAGAGAUCUAAUACGCUCUGUCAGUCCAUCACGGCUUCCGCGGAGCAAUGAAGAACGAUCGACUGUAAUUGGGAGUUUUACACUACGACUUCCCUGCGCCUUAGUGGAUCUUCUAGCUGGAUGUCCAGAUGAUAACGAUCCUGUCAAUGUUCUACGUGUACUGCUACCUCGACAUCACUUCCAAUCAAUUGCUCCAGGAACGACUUCCAUGGAUGCAGUUUUAGUGUUGGAUCCGUCUCACAAACAUCCUCUGCACAUUGCGGUUAGCAAAGAAAGUUCAUAUUUCAUCGUAAACAUCAAUCUAAGAGAUGCCACAUUACGAAAUCGUCUUCGAGAAUCUCUGCAGUUGUAUCUUAUCCACUUGUCUGCUCGACUAUUAAGACGCCCUUCUAAUUCAGUAUCUGCUAUUACACAUGCUCCUACAGUAGAAGACCUUUUCGAAAAUGUGGUUUCCACUUUUUCAAAGUAA